CGAGGGGGUCCGUCGACAGGGUUGCUUUCCUCUCGUUCUCCUUUCGAGCGCAUCGCAGGGUAGAGUCCAGUGCGGGUUCUUUGGGUUAGUGCAGUGUCACUGCAAGCUUGUCCCACAGAACUUGUGGUGACACGCAAAUAAUCACCAGUCCACUCCCCCGCCUUUCACUACUUGUGGUGUACCACAUGGCGAUCUCUCCAGUCAUAUUAGAGCUGCCUGCGGUUGGAAGCUCAUUCAUGGAACACGUCCGAGGCUACCUUCACCGAAUCGUCCUCUACAAACUCUCACGUUGGUAUUGCCGGUGGUUCAAUAUUACCCAUGAUAUGGGAAUUUAUCCGCUGCCUUUCAACCUCAUUCUGAAGGACACACUUAAAACGCGGAGAGCCGAGGCUUUGGCCAUGUCCCUAGCGGGGAAGAUCGGUAUUCCUGUUCCGCGACUGCUAUCGUACGGCAGUGAUCCCUCGAACCCGUCGCGAGGCUCUAUCUUGAUGUCUCGUCUGCCUGGGAAGCCCUUAGACGAGGUACGGGACUCCCUGUCUCCCUCGGAAUGGGCUACGAUCAGAGAAGAACUCGCGAAAUACCUUGGUCUCAUGCGAUCAUGGACCUCCCCAUGGGGUCCUCGUAUUUGUUCAGUCGAAGGCGGCUCCGUGCGGGGUGCUCGCAUCCCUGGGGCCGAAGGUGGACCAUGGGAGGAUGAGAAUGCCUUCCACGCUACGUUUCUCGAAUACGCCACCCCGGAAAACUGUGUACCUGGACAAUCCUACGAGGAACAGUUAAGCCUGGUCAAAUCGUUGGCCUCGACCACGCAUCCCAUCGUAUUCACGCAUGGUGAUCUCCUGGCUCAUAAUAUUAUGAUCCACGAUGGUCAUAUAUCGGGGAUCAUCGAUUGGGAAUACGCCGGAUGGUUCCCGGACUACUGGGAGUAUACCCAGAUUUUGCGAGGUUCUUCACUAUCUUGGUGGUGGCCCAAGUUCGCGAUGACAUUGCCAGGGUACAAGUAUGAGCAACAAUAUAUAGCGUACCGCGCUAUGUGGGGAUUCGCUCGGAAUUCAUUCUCGUGGUGACCCCGCCACCCCAUUGGCGACAUGUUUCUCUGUCAUUGUUGGUGACGUUAUGUCGUGUCGAUCGAUGUAAUUUGUACUUAGUGUCGAGCUUCACUUAGUGUCG
Molecule: messenger RNA, 1167 nt
Organism: Gloeophyllum trabeum ATCC 11539
Lineage: Eukaryota; Fungi; Basidiomycota; Agaricomycetes; Gloeophyllales; Gloeophyllaceae
Product: kinase-like protein
Exons: 2
Coding region: 186-1064 (292 amino acids)
Source: RefSeq, a predicted model, not a curated record